Molecule: messenger RNA, 2679 nt
Organism: Myxocyprinus asiaticus (Chinese sucker)
Lineage: Eukaryota; Metazoa; Chordata; Actinopteri; Cypriniformes; Catostomidae
Gene: ppm1lb
Product: protein phosphatase, Mg2+/Mn2+ dependent, 1Lb
Exons: 4
Coding region: 332-1351 (339 amino acids)
Biological process (GO): protein dephosphorylation
Molecular function (GO): protein serine/threonine phosphatase activity; cation binding
Source: RefSeq, a predicted model, not a curated record
ACAGGUUGUUUGCUGUAGUAGGAGGCGCGCGCGCGUGUGUGUGACUGCAGCUGUGACGUCAUUCACGCACUGACUGACAGUAUCUGUCAUACCGUUCACUGACGUUGAGUCUUUGUCUUUUCUCCAUCCUACACACACACACACACACCUUCUGAUGUGAUAUCAGCUCAUUUCUGCAGGAGCCGCGAGCACGAGCGAUGCGCGCACACGACACCUGCACGACUCGGCGUUCAUAGAGGGAACAUCAUUGUCAGUCGUAUCUCAGUCUAGUUUUUGAAGAUAAAGAAUGUAUUUCUUGUUGUAAAGGGACACCCCACAGUUACUGGAGGACAUGACUCUUCUGUCUCGCAUCAUGCGCUCUGUGUUCCUCCGUCCGGAGACUCUGUUCCUGCUGUGUGUCAGUCUGGCUCUCUGGAGUUAUCUCUUCCACACGGAUGAAGUGAAGACUAUCGUCAAGUCCAGCAGAGACGCCGUGAACAUGAUGAAGGGGAAGGUGGUGGAGAUGAUCCAGAAUGAUGAAGAGUUCAGUAACACAUGGCAGUACAGGAGUCACAGUGCUGCAGUGUACUCGAUUCAGGGCAGGAGGGAACACAUGGAGGACCGAUUCCACAUCCUCACCGACACACUGAACAAGAGCCAUCCGGACAUCUAUGGGGUGUUUGAUGGGCACGGGGGACAGUCGGCAUCAGAGUAUGUGAAGUCUCGUCUUCCGCUCAUGUUGCGGCAGCAGCUGCAGAAAGAGAGCAGCGUUCAGUCGCAUCAGUCCAUCCUCACACAACAGAUCUUCAACAUGGACAGAGAGAUGCUGGACAAACUGUCCGCCUCAUAUGACGAGGCAGGUACGACGUGUCUGGUGGCUCUGCUUUCUGAUAAGCAGUUGACUGUAGCUAAUGUUGGCGACUCGCGGGCUGUACUGUGUGAUAAAGACGGGGAUGCUGUACAGCUGUCACAUGACCACAAACCGUACCAGCUCAAAGAGAGGAAGAGGAUCAAGAAAGCAGGUGGCUUCAUCAGUUUCAACGGCUCGUGGCGUGUACAGGGCGUUCUCGCCAUGUCACGUUCCCUUGGUGACUACCCGCUCAAGAAGCAGAAUGUGCUGAUCUCUGAUCCUGACGUCAUGACCUUUGACCUGGACAAACUGCAGCCGCAGUUCAUGAUUCUGGCAUCCGAUGGGCUUUGGGACGUGUUUAGCAACAAGGAGGCUGUGCAUUUCAUCAAACAGCGACUCAACGAACCACAUUUCGGCGCGAAGAGCAUCGUCCUGCAGUCUUUUAACCGCGGCUGCCCGGACAACAUCACGGUGAUGGUGGUGAAGUUCAAGAAAAGAGCCUCGAAAGCUGCUGGACAGUGAAAAUAAUAAUGUGUAAUAACGCCAUACAAACAGAUAUUACUAUGAGAGAAUGACUGAAUGAAUAACUUACAUUAUGCACAUGUUUGAAGGGAAUCAUUCUGUUAUCAGUUUUCACCCUCAUUUCAGACCUUUAUGACUUUCUUUCUUCUGUAGAACACAACAGGUGAAUUUUAGAAGAAUCUUCAAGCAGCUCUUUUCUACAACAACACUUCAUAGUGACCAUGACUGUCAUGCUCCACAAAGGACACAAAAACACCAGAACAGUGCCAGAAAAUGAAAGCAGUCCACAGGACUCGUGCGCUAUAAUGUGCCAUUUUAGACUAAUUCGAUUUGAGAAUUGAAAAAGAUUAUCAGUGAAAAGUGGCCUGAUAUUGAGUCUGUUCAUCAAAUAAAACUGUUGCAUAUCUUCAGAACAAUGGGAAGUGCACAAGGUGUAUGAAAUACUUUUAUGGUGCUUACUGGAGCUUCCUUUUUAUAAUCCACUGAACAGCAUACGGGUUUGUAAUGAUAUGAAGGUGAGUAAAUAAUGACAGAAUUGUAAUUGUUUUAUUAUUAUUUGUUGAAAAUAAAGAAAAAAAGACCAUUUUUUGAAACUGCAACUAUUUGUUAUGACAUUUAUGUUGCAAACGUAAGCAAAUCUAUCAUUUAAUACUUUAUUAUUGAGUUGUCGCUGGUAGUGAGAUUACGUACGGAUAAUAUAUAUGACUGUGGAGCGGGCGUCUGAGAUCAGCAAUACACAACAUACAAUUAUUCAUUAAAAACUCAUUCUUUAAGUUGUAUAAUUGAUAUAAGCUCAGGCUGUUUAUGGCAUUAAUUAUCAGUUCUGUACAUUUUAAAAACAUGUAGAAAACAAUCAAAGGCAUUUAAGGUCAUCAUUGCUAUACAAUCAAGAACAUCUGUAAUGAAACUUUUUUAUAUAUUGCAGGUUUAUCUGAUUUCUCAACAUCUUUCAACACAUUGACUGGAUGUUUGUUGCCUUAUUUUUACGUGUCUUAUCAUUUGUGUCAUAUACACAUCACAUGUAAACGGACAUCUUUCAGAGACAAAAGAAUAACAGUGUGAAUGUUUAUAUUAAAUAUCAACACCAGUUAAACAAUCGUGCAUCUAACUCUUUAAUACACUAGACAAGAAAACAAACACUUUUUUAGUUCUGUGUUGAAGAAUGUUCAUGUACAGUUUUCUUUUGUUUCUUUACAGACGUUUUAUGUAAUUAAUGAAACUCAAAACACAAAAGUGUAACAAUAAAAACAUCAGAAACUGGCUUCUUGUCAACAAGGUUACUCUGCUUUCUUAAAUGAACAUGAAUAAAAUGGGUUUUACAUACAUUA